UUCCCCGCCAUGAAUAACAAAUCCUACACUUCAUGAGCACUGCUAAUGUAAUUACCUUCAGAAACAAGGAUGGAUAAUUAAUCCUUCUGCCACCUACUAGCACAAUUAUAUCCACAUACGUACUACAUAUAUGGACUGCAGGAGCUAUAAUUCUCACAUGACCAAGUGUUAUACAAAACUGAUUCUUACGUACCCGCAAACUUCACCCUAGCAACCCGCUUGGCAACCAAACAGUCCAUAAAAAAUUCCAGAUCUUUCACUGUCAAAAAUGUUGAUGUUACCUGAAGAUCACAAGCAAGCAGCAGCUAUUGAACGACGUCGCAAAUUUGAAGAAGAACGGAAACGCAGAAUUUUUAAUGAUAGACAGAGACUCAUUGGUAUAGAUCUCGCAGCAUUGGAGCAACAAAUUACAGAACAAAAAGCGAAUGAAGAGGAGCAGCACAGGAAGGAUGAAUCAUUUGAGGAACAAUGUAUUCGUGAUGCUAAAAUGGCACUUCUUUUUGAAAAGAAAUUUGAAGAAGAGAAACGACGCAUAAAUGAAGAUAUUAAUACAUUUCGGGCCAUUUACCAAAGACCCGAGAACAGGCUUGAAUUUGAUCUCUACGAUCCAGAUGGUCUUAAGAAAAGCCUUCCAGCCCGCUUAUUGGAUGACGAUCCGCGUUGUGGACCGUCUUCUGCUCAAAUAUUUGCUGGCGAGGAUCUGGCGAAUGAAGACCGACGGAAGGCCCAGCGUGACCAGUACAGAUCAUGGCUAGAACAGCAAAUAACAGAACGGAGAGCUGCGGACAGUGAUAGGAAAGCCACACAGAAGGCAUAUGACAACGCACUGUUAGCAAGAGAUAGACGUGCUUCUGAGCUGGAGAGAAUGGAGCAGGAUUGCCGACGACGGCUCAGUGAAGCUAAUCUCAGGUUUAACAAGGCACUGGCAGAAGAGCAGGCUUUUCAACGCAGACGUGAUGAAGCAAAAGAUAUGGAAGACAAACAGGCUGAAAUAUACAAUCAUCUAACAGGAGACAUGCUCACAGAAAAUUCAGAUGUAGCAAACAGCAGCUUUGGUCCUAACCGCAAAAUACAAUACCUCUAUAAAGGGAUGACUCCUGAAGAGCGUAACAGUGUUCGCAAAGAACAACUUCUGCAAAUUGCAGAAAAUAAGGCCAAAUAUGCAGCAGAAGCACAACUAGAAGCAGAAUGGCAAGAGUUGAUAGGGGGAACAGAUCGACACGCUGUUCUUAAGGACCGAGAGCUUAGGAGGAAGCAGAGGUAAGAAACAAGGUACAAUAACAAUAAUGAAAUUACAGUCUUUCAUAAUUAAUAUUUUAUUCCACAAACAAAUAUGAUGUGAAGUCUAAUUUG
This is a messenger RNA of Zootermopsis nevadensis, 1353 nucleotides long. Its product is annotated as RIB43A-like with coiled-coils protein 1. The record is from RefSeq and is a predicted model, not a curated record. NCBI's taxonomy places the organism in Eukaryota, Metazoa, Arthropoda, Insecta, Blattodea, Termopsidae.